Messenger RNA from Neltuma alba, 2361 nucleotides. Its product is annotated as receptor-like protein CLAVATA2. Gene Ontology annotation, molecular function: protein binding. Lineage: Eukaryota; Viridiplantae; Streptophyta; Magnoliopsida; Fabales; Fabaceae. The record is from RefSeq and is a predicted model, not a curated record.
UCCUUUCGUGAACUGCAGAUGAUGAAGAGAGCGUCGUUGUGCACGCUUCAAUGCGCCAACCAGUUGUCGUUCUCACUUUUCGGACAGCACCCCAGCAGUGAGUGCUCUUGGUGAUUCCAAUCUCCAUCUUCAUCUUGGGCCUCUGGCUAGGGUUUCUUUCAUGGCCCCCAUCCUCCUCCUCCUCCUCCUCCUGUCUUCUGUAAACCCUUGCCUCCCCCUCGAUAUUCACCCUCAAGACAAAUCCUCUCUUCUCCUUUUCCGCUCGUGGCUCCAUGACCCCUCCCGCUCCUUGUCCUCCUGGCUCCCUUCUAAUCCUAACUGCUCUUCCUGGACUGGCCUUACCUGCCACCCCCUCUCCCGCCGCGUCGUCUCCAUCAACCUCACCUCCCUCCACUUGUCCGGCCAUUUUCACCCUCGCUUCUGCCUCCUCCCUUCUCUCACAUCCCUCAUUUUGUCGCGCAAUCACUUCUCUUCCCCUCUCCCCUGCUUCGGCUCCUUCAGUUCUCUCUCCACCCUUGAUCUCUCUCACAAUCAAUUCCGCGGCGCCAUCCCUCCCUCCUUCCUCCGCCUUUCCCGCCUUUCUCAUCUUAUCUUGCACGGCAAUCCCUCUCUGGGCGGUCCCCUCCCUCUGUGGAUUGGCAACUUCUCUGCUUAUUUGCAAACCCUUGAUUUGGGUUUCAACUCCUUUCGCGGACCGCUUCCGCUCUCCCUUCUUCUCCUCAAAUCCCUCCGCUAUUUGAAUCUCGAAAACAAUCGUCUCUUCGGCACCCUCCCUGAUUUUUACCAGCCUUUGGUCUUUCUCAAUCUUGCUUCCAAUCGCUUUUCAGGUACUUUGCCCUGCUUUGCUGCUUCUGGUGCCUCUCUCGCCGUUUUAAAUUUGUCCAACAAUUCUAUUGUGGGUGGCCUGCCUACCUGUAUUGCUUCCUUACAAGCACUCACUCAUCUAAACUUAUCAUUUAACCACUUGACGUACAAAGUAUCUCCUAGGCUUGUGUUCACCCAGAAGCUCCUCGUUUUGGACUUGAGCCAUAAUGACAUCUCUGGUCCUAUUCCGAGUAAGCUCGCGGACACCACAGACAAAGUGGGCAUUUUUCUUCUUGACCUUUCUCACAAUCAAUUCUCUGGUGAAAUUCCGCUGAAAAUUACGGAACUGAAGAGCUUGCAGGCUUUGUUCCUCUCCCACAAUCAUCUUUCUGGGGAAAUUCCUGCUCGAAUUGGAAAUUUGACUUACCUUCAAGUCAUUGAUCUCUCGCACAACUCUUUGUCUGGUACCAUUCCGUUAAAUAUCGUUGGCUGCUUUCAGCUGCUUGCCUUAAUACUUAACAACAACAACCUCUCUGGUGCAAUUCAACCCGAAUUUGAUGCAUUGGAUAGCUUGAAGAUAUUGGAUAUAAGCAACAAUGGGUUUUCUGGGGAGAUUCCACUCACUCUGGCGGGCUGCAAAUCUCUCGAGAUUGUAGAUUUUAGUUCCAACUAUCUUUCUGGAUCCUUGAAUGAUGCAAUAACCAAAUGGACGAACCUCAGGUAUCUUUCUCUGGCUCAAAAUAAAUUCAGUGGAAAUCUGCCCAGUUGGUUGUUCACCUUCGAAGAAAUAGAAAUGUUGGAUUUCUCUGGGAACAAAUUUUCCGGCUUCAUCCCUGAUAUUAAUUUUAAGGGUGGCUUAUUGUUUAACAAGAUGGGCAUCCCCGUUAGGGAGCCAUUUGGAGCAUCAAGAAAUGUGCAAUUGAAAAUUUCUGUAGUUGUCGCUGAUAGCAAUCAAUCCAGCUUUAAAUAUAUCCUGUCCUCAGUAGUGGGGAUUGAUCUAUACAAUUUGCUUCGCGGGGAGAUUCCCAAGGGUCUGUUUGGACUAGCUGCCUUAGAAUAUCUGAAUUUGUCGUGCAACUUUCUUGAUGGACAGGUCCCAAGUUUGCAGAAAAUGCAGAGUUUAAGAGCCUUGGAUUUGUCACAUAAUUCCCUGUCUGGUCAGAUUCCAGGAAAUAUUUCCAGUCUUCCAGAUCUGACCCUCUUGAAUUUUUCUUUUAACUGUUUUUCUGGGUAUGUACCCCGGAAGCAGGGGUAUGGGAAGUUUCCCGGUGCAUUUGCUGGAAACCCAGAUUUAUGCUUGGAAUCAUCCAGCGGAAGAUGUGAUAAAGCAAGAAAUGCAUCAAUCAAAGGGAAGUCUUUUAAGGAGGAUAUGAUGGAAGGACCAAUAUCUGUGGGGAUUUUCUUUAUAAGUGCCUUUGUUAGUUUUGAUUUUGGUGUUGUUGCUCUCUUCUGUUCACCUCGGGCAAGAAAUUACAUCCUCCAGACCAAAGUUUGAUGUAAUGCCCGUGAUGAUAACAAAUCUUCACCUGUAAAUUCCCUCUCUGUUCUUUCUUUCAA